ACAAAACUAGUCUAUGGUCAACUUUUAAACGGUUGUUUUUCCCUAUUUAUAAAUGCAAAUUACUUUCUGGAAUCGUUAAAGCCAAAUAGUGCUAAUCGCGAAUUAACAAUGAUAAUAAACAGUGUUGUUGGAAUUUCCCCUUUAUCCAAGCUAUAAAGCAUACGCGACCGGAAAAACAGUAGUAACCACUACGUGGUACGCCUUUGACGAUCAUGUACAUUAUUUUUUUUGCAUUACUGUCGAUUUCCCGUGCGCCAUCAUUAAAUGGUCACCGAACUAACCACAAUCCCAUAGUGAAUACGUCCUGUGGAAGCAUUCAAGGGAGUGUUAUCCGAAGCGUCCUCGGUAAGUCGAUUUACUCCUUCAGAGGGAUUCGUUAUGCGAAAGCACCGGUUGAUGAGCUUCGGUUUGAGCCUCCAGUGCCUGCAGAGAAAUGGGAAGGCUUGUACGAUGCGACCAAAGACGGACCGCUUUGCCCACAACCUGGCGACAUACCAAUUUCUGAAGACUGCCUUCGAUUAAACGUGUACACGACCAAAGUAAGUCCAAACACAGUCAGUCAGUAGUAGUCUAACAGCAUUCUUCAGCUACCCUCAGCGCAUCACAAUCCAAAACGGGCGGUGAUGUUCUACAUGCAUCCCGGUGGUUUUUACGCUUUCUCAUCCGUCAGUAAAUGGACCGGCCCCCAAUACUACCUCGACCAAGACGUGGUGCUGGUCACCAUCAACUACAGAUUAGGCUCACUAGGUUUUCUUAGUACAGGUGAUCGUCUAGCUCCCGGAAACAACGGAUUAAAAGAUCAGGUGGUCGCUUUGAAGUGGGUCAAAGAGAACAUUCGCGCUUUUGGAGGUGACCCAAAUUUGGUGACCAUUGUUGGUUACAGUGCCGGAGGUGUAAGCGUGGCCUCACAUUUACUGUCGCCAAUGUCUAAAGGAUUAUUUCAUCGAGCCAUCGCCAUGAGUGCCAUGGUCUUUGGUCAAACGCCCAUAGGAAACCACCAGUACCAUCUCGCGCAGAAGCAGGCUCGAUUGGUGGGAUGCCCGGACGAUACUUCGGAAAAUAUACUCAAGUGCCUAAGGACGAAGAGUGCCAAGGAGCUGGGAGAUUCCCUAGGAGGCUUUGCUGAGUACGGUAGCGAUCCAGUUUCAAUCUGGACGCCAGUGAUUGAAUUGGAUUUUGGACAAGAGCGGUUUUUCACAGAGCAUCCGAUUAAAAAUGCCCUUAACGGUAAUUUCCAGAAAGUUCCGAUCAUGGCGGGCAUUACAACAGAAGAGUUUUCCUAUCAGGCUUUAGGAGUAGUCAACAAUCCGCAAUUGCUAAGGGAAAUGGAUGAAGAAUUCGACAGAGUGGCUCCAAUUGCAUUUGUCUACGAGCGCAACACUACAAGAUCGAAAGCUAUCAGUAGAAAGUUAAGGGAGGAGUUUUUGGGACCGGGACCCUUGACCCAGUCGUCCCUCAAAGGUCUUGGAUAUCUCUACGCAGACGGCGUGGUUGGGUUCGGUGUUAACCGUGGAAUUAAAAUGUUGGCCGCCAAGAACACGGAGUGCACCUACUACUAUCGGUUCAGCUACCCGGGUAGAUUUAGUUACUUUUAUUUACCCAACACAACCACACCAUACGGGGUUACGCACCAUGACGAUUUGAUUUACAUGUUUUACUCUGAGAUCUUCCCCAAGUUCAAUACGAGUGAUCCUGAGUACGAGAUGGUAAAGAAAUUAACAACGCUGCAAGUGAACUUUGCUUACACAGGGAACCCUACCCCUUCGAGAAGUGCUCUUCUUGAUCACACGUUAUGGACUCCUAUUACUCCCCGGAAUGAUGUCUACAUGGACAUCGGUUUACAGUUGAAAAUGAAGAAGGGUCUGUACGAAGAACGUUAUUCAGUUUGGAAUAGCUUAUUCCCGUUAUCUGAUUUUAUCAUGAAGUCGCUGUUACUUUUCUUAAUUUCCUUCUAUUUAGCCAGUGGAAACCAUGAAUGCCCCAUGGUCAGCACCCCAUCCGGUGAUCUUCAAGGAAGUAUCAUCCUCAGUGUCCUCGGCAAGCCGAUCUAUUCAUUUAGAGGGAUUCGAUAUGCAAAGGCGCCCGUUGACGAGCUCAGAUUUCAGCCCCCGGUUCCUGUAGGGAAAUGGAACGGUGUUUAUGACGCGAGCAAAGAUGGACCUGCGUGUCCGCAACCAGGGAAUUUAACAAUUUCUGAAGAUUGUCUCCUGCUGAAUGUCUACACGACCAAGCUACCCUCGGCGCAUCACAACCCGAAACGACCGGUUUUAUUCUACAUUCACCCCGGGGGUUUUUAUGGGCUGUCGUCUGUGAGUAAAUGGGUGGGCCCGCAUUACUACCUGGACCAAGACAUCGUUCUUGUGACCAUCAACUACAGAUUGGGCUCCUUGGGUUUCAUCAGCACAGGGGAUCACUGGGCGCCCGGCAAUAACGGCAUGAAAGACCAGGUGGUCGCAUUGAAGUGGGUGAAAGAGCACAUUGCCUCCUUUGGAGGUGAUCCGAAUUUGGUGACGAUUGUUGGCUACAGCGCAGGGAGUCGGAGCGUGUAUGCGCACGUGGUCUCCCCCAUGUCGAGAGGAUUGUUUCAUCGAGCCAUAGCCAUGAGUGCGCACUUCUUUGGCCAACUGCCCCCAGUAAACCACCAAUUUCCUAUUGCACAAAAGCAAGCCCGUUUGGUAGGAUGCCCGGAUGAUACAUCCGAAAAUAUCAUCAAAUGUUUGAAGACAAAAAGUGCCAAAGAGAUAGCGGAUACUUUGCGUGGAUUUUCGGAGUUUGGAAUCGAUCCAGUUGUCGUGUGGUGGCCAGUUGUGGAAUUAGAUUUCGGCCAGGAGCGGUUCUUGACCGAGGCUCCACUUAAAAGCGUUCUUAAGGGAAACUUCCAUAAAGUUCCCAUAAUGGGCGGCCUAACAGUGGACGAAUUUUCUUAUCGGGCUUUAGGACUCGUGAACAAUCCAGAAUUGCUAAAAACCAUGGACGAAGAGUUCGACAGGGUGGCUCCUAUAGCGUUUAUUUACGAGCGCAAUACGACAAGAUCUAAAACUGUCAGCCGGAAGUUAAGGGAGGAGUUCUUGGGAUUAGAGCCGCUAAGCCAAUCGUCGGUUCAAGGUGUUGGCCACUUAUACGCCGAUGGAAUAGGAGGAUUCGGUAUUAAUCGAGGAAUUAAAGCGCUAGCUGCAAAAAACACGGAAUGCACUUACUACUACCGGUUCAGCUACCAGGGUAGAUUCAGCUACUUCUACUUACCCAACACCACUACACCGUACGGGGUCGUACAUCACGACGAUUUGCUUUAUUUGAUCUACUCGGAAAGAUUCCCCAAGUUAAACACAAGUGACCCAGAGUACGCGAUGGUUAGGAAACUGACAACGCUUCACACGAACUUUGCUUAUACAGGAAACCCGACCCCAUCAAAAAGUGCGCUUUUUGAUAACGAACUAUGGGUACCGAUUACUCCCGAAAAUAACGCAUACAUGGAGAUUGGUAAAAAAUUAAAGAUGAAGAAGAAUCUAAAUGAAGAACGGUAUUCAGUGUGGCGUGAACUAUUCCCUCUGUCCGAUUACCAAUAGCCUUCUCCGAAACUGAGUAGAGUACGUUUGGAAAUGUAGACACUCUUACUGGUAAUGCAUAUAAGCUCGAUGUACUUUAAUGCCAAUAAAAUCUAUAAGAUGCGUUUA
This is a messenger RNA of Photinus pyralis (common eastern firefly), 3674 nucleotides long. RefSeq lists its product as uncharacterized. The transcript has 17 exons. The record is from RefSeq and is a predicted model, not a curated record. NCBI's taxonomy places the organism in Eukaryota, Metazoa, Arthropoda, Insecta, Coleoptera, Lampyridae.